Copidosoma floridanum is the source of this 1790-nucleotide messenger RNA. It is a transcript of the gene SF2, whose product is annotated as splicing factor 2. Gene Ontology annotation, cellular component: nucleus; cytoplasm. The record is from RefSeq and is a predicted model, not a curated record. Gene Ontology annotation, molecular function: mRNA binding. NCBI's taxonomy places the organism in Eukaryota, Metazoa, Arthropoda, Insecta, Hymenoptera, Encyrtidae.
CUUCCUCCGGUCCUCCCUCUCAAAUGGUGUCUACGCCAUUUUGUUUGUUUCUAUAAGUUCAUUACACAUUAGAUAAAUUAGAUUAUAGCUUAUAGCUGACGACUGAGAAAGAGAGAAUUUCUAGCGGUAGGCUAGGCCAGUCGUGUCGUGUGGCACUGUGUAGUGCGUGUGUGUUUGCAUAGGUGUGUGUUAUCGCUGUAUCUCCGCCACGCUCCGCGUUAAUAUAUUUUUUUUUUUUGUCAAGACCCACCGUUGCGCGUCCACUUAGUCUCGAAGAAGAUGUCCAAGCACGACUCAAGCAGGAACGAGUGCCGCAUCUACGUGGGCAAUCUGCCUCCCGACAUACGCACCAAGGACAUCCAGGAUCUGUUUUACAAGUUCGGCAAGGUCGUUUUUGUCGACCUGAAGAACAGGCGUGGUCCGCCUUUCGCCUUCGUCGAGUUUGACGAUCCCAGGGACGCAGAAGAUGCUGUUCACGCCAGAGACGGCUAUGACUACGAUGGUUACAGGCUACGCGUCGAAUUUCCUCGUGGCGGUGGGCCCAGUAGUUUUCGAGGCCGUGGAAGUGACAAUAAUCGAGGUCGCAAUGAUAUGGGCAACUCCAGAAAUAGAGGUCCCCCAGCCAGGAGGUCGCAGUACCGAGUACUCGUUACUGCGCUGCCACCCUCGGGUAGCUGGCAAGACUUGAAGGAUCAUAUGCGCGAGGCUGGCGAUGUUUGUUUCGCUGAUGUGUACAAGGAUGGAACAGGAGUCGUUGAGUUCUUGCGUUACGAGGACAUGAAGUACGCAGUCAAGAAGCUCGACGAUUCUCGUUUUAGAUCGCAUGAGGGCGAAGUAGCUUACAUACGAGUUAAAGAAGACCAUGGAAGUAGUAACGACAGAAAUCGUAGUGAAGAUCGAGACAGAGGUCGCAGCCGCUCACGAAGCUACAGUCCACGUCGCAGAAGCUCGCCGACGUAUUCACCAGUUCGAAAAUAUUCGCGGUCCAGAUCACGUUCCAGAUCUCGCUCGUAUGACUAGAGUGUACGUAUCACGUGAAUGUACUAUGCUCCAUAGUAAAAAAAACCAUCAAGCAAUCUUUUUUUUUCUUUGUAUACAGCGCGUUUCGCUGAUAAUGAUUUUUAUCAGCUAAAAAGCUCCGAGCACUAUUUUAUACUUAAAUAUUCAUUUGCUCGUUAUGUUCUUUUUAUUUUUUGCUCAAUGAGAGCUAUUUGCUGAUACGUUGACCACAGAAUUGUAAGCCUGUUGCGAAUGACUAUAGAAUUUUCGACUGUUUAAAACAAUUUUUUCUUUUUUUUUGUUUUGACUCGUGUUACAUACUUUUUAGUUUUUAUUGAUUCAAUCAAAUAAUCACGUGAACUUCAGUCACUUUGUAUUUUUACAUUAUAAUAAGAUACAUUCCUUUGUACUUACCAAAUUAAUUGCGAAUCAAUCUAAAUUGACAGUGUAAAAAUAAUUUGUUUGUAACGAUUGAUUGCAUGUUUUAUUAGCCUAUGUUCAGUUAAUUAAUUUACAAUUUUUAAUAUGUAUUUGUCUCAUGUACACGCUCAGAUCAUUGGGAAUUUGAAUAAUUAAUAACAAAGUGACUUGUUAGGAGAUAUCACAAGCCCGGAAAAUGUAAAUUUUUUUUUUUCAAACUUUCUUUCAGCCAGUUUAAUCUCAAAGUUGCUUCUAUCUUAUCUUCCGUGAGCUUAAUUCAACAUAUAAAUAGUCGAUAUCUUAGUUUUAAGACUUUUGAAAAUGUAAAAUAAAUUUGAUAAUAAUUAAUAACAAGUUUAUUUGAAAUUUUA